AUGUGUUUGUCUAGGUUUGUUGGCCGGCGUGGACGUGUCCAGAAAAUUUUCUGCGACAAUGCCACCAAUUUUGUCGGUGCUUCCCGAAUGCUGCAGGAAUUCAGGGACCAUUUCAUUGCCAACCAGGAUGCCAUAACGGAGUUCGCAGCCACGCGCGUGAUCACCUUCUCGUUCAUCCCGCCCCGAGCGCCCCAUUUUGGCGGCCUAUGGGAGGCGGCAGUGAAAUCAGCGAAGGGAUUAAUGGUCAAGGCCGUAGGCAUCGCAGUGCUCCGACAGGACGAAUUGAACACCGUCUUGGUAGAAGACGAAGCCAUACUCAAUUCUCAGCCAGAAACAGACGACAAACUGAGCUACUUGAAGAGAUGGCGACUGAUAUCCGCCGUCAAGCAACGGUUUUGGGUAGACUGGCAAAACGACUACGUCCUGAGCCUGCAGCAACGACAGAAGUGGCUAAGCGAGAGCCACAACAUACAAGUCGGAACAAUCGUCGUGGUCCACGAGGACAACAGUCCGCCUCAGCAGUGGCUAAUAGGAGUCAUCGAGGAGGUUAUCAAAGGCGAGGAUGGAAAGGUUCGAGUGGCGGUCGUCAGAACUAAAUCUGGCGUUUUUAAGCGAUCUAUACGUCGAUUAGCUCCGUUGCCUGUGGAUGAACAUUGA
Drosophila ficusphila is the source of this 657-nucleotide messenger RNA. RefSeq lists its product as uncharacterized. The record is from RefSeq and is a predicted model, not a curated record. The transcript is spliced from 2 exons. NCBI's taxonomy places the organism in Eukaryota, Metazoa, Arthropoda, Insecta, Diptera, Drosophilidae. The coding region runs from base 1 to 657 and encodes 218 amino acids. Gene Ontology annotation, molecular function: nucleic acid binding.